GAUAUAUAGAAGAGAGAGAGACACAUAAUCGUAUUCGUAGGAAUUGGGAUAUAGAAAGAAGAGAGAGAAAUACAAAGGUAGUUUGAAGAAAAAUAAACGAACCCUAGAGACCAGGAAAGAGAAAGAGAAAAACUUUGCUUGGAUUUCAAGCCCCCCCUUUUAGCAUUGCAUUUUUGGGAUCUCGAAUCUUCAGUCACCAAAGACGAAUCCAUCUCCAUUUCCAAUCUCAAUUCGUUCAAUCAGCUUGGAACCAUUGGCUCUUAGGUGUUGGUUCUGCUUCUAUGGCAAAUUCAAAAGGCUCAUCGAAUUAUAGGAAUUUGAUGUAUCCUGGAAAACAUGCCCUGCUUCCUCCUAAAAUCCCAUUUCCUAGUGCUUCUCAAGCAUAUGCUGAUUAUAUCCCAAAUGUUGCGGUUGGUUCUGGUCAGAAACCUAGAGAAGGAAACAUACAGCACCAUCGUACUUCGUCUGAGAGUCUUGUCAUAGAGGAGCAACCUUCAUGGCUUGAUGAUCUCCUUAAUGAGCCAGAGACACCAGUUCGAAGAGGCGUCCAUCGGCGCUCAUCGAGUGAUUCUUUUGCAUACGUAGACACACACAAUAUGUCUAACAUCACUUAUGGAGAUCAGGAUGAAUAUAAAUAUAAGAACUUAUUAUCUUUCCCAUCUUGGUCAUCUCAAGACUUUGAUCAUAACAAAGAUGCUCAUCAUAUACUCAUGCAUGCUGAGAUGAAUUCAGCAAAACAGAACAUUAGAUCAUGGGACUCAUUUUCAAAUAUUACAAAUCAUCCACCUGGUGUUCUCUCUGGCAAAGACAGUGUUGCUUUCCAGGGUUCGGGAUCACUAUGCCCCCCACCACAUGAAGCAGAGGGGCUUCCGUCAACUGCUAAUGAAAACCAUGAUGCAGCGGAAUCUGGCAUACAGGAUUCAAAAUCAUCUUCUGAGAAAAAGGAUGGUUCACAUGCAAAGUCGUCUGCUUCUGAAACAGAUACAAAACGUGCCAAACAGCAAUUUGCUCAGCGUUCACGGGUUCGUAAACUUCAAUAUAUAGCUGAGCUGGAAAGAAAUGUACAAGCUCUACAGGCAGAAGGGUGUGAAAUAUCAGCUGAACUGGAAUUUCUCAACCAGCAGAAUCUUAUACUGAGUAUGGAGAAUAAAGCACUCAAGCAUCGUUUAGAAAGUACAGCGCAGGAGCAGCUUAUCAAAUACUUGGAGCAGGAAGUGCUGGAAAGAGAGAUUGGAAGAUUACGCGCACUGUAUCAGCAGCAACAACAGCUCUCACACCAGCCACAACAACAACCGUCUGCUAGUCACAGACGCACCAACAGCAGAGACCUUGAGUCUCAGUUUACAAACCUUUCUCUCAAACACAAGGACAGCGGCUCAGGGCAUGACCCUGCAACUGGUGUGCUUAGAAUUUAAAUUUGCAGUGGCUGCAGCUUUGUUCUGUUUUGCCUAGAUUCAAAAGGUGUUGCACACAUGCAACAGAAUCAUCCCCUUAUUGGUGCGGGAUUGUGCAGAGAUUUUACACAGCAUAUGCCUUCUCUCUGCCCGCUUUGCAGAUUUAAGUUCUCUUGGUCUUCCCUUUUUCUCGCUUGUUUAAAUUAUUCCCAUUUAAUCUGUGCCUAGUGGUCAUCACCAAAAUCUUAGUUUCGGUCAGGUUUACCUGCCAGAGGUGGUAACGCAACAGUUUCAAAUCUAUCACCUUCACUAUAUUUUCAGUGAUAAUUGUGUAACUGUAUGCUCCCCUCUUAUAAAAUCUCCACUGCUGUGGAAUUUAGCCUAGUGCAAAUAGCAAAUAGCUGAUAUCUCCUUGCUGUUUGAUUGUGCAUUAUUUGUAUGGAUUAUGUUAAGCUAAUGUUGUGUAAUAUGUUCUUAUUGAUAUUUAUGAUCUUUCAACAUAUCUUGCUUGAUGCAUUGAGAUGUUGGAGAAGGGCAUUUUUCCAUUUUUACAUUUUUUAUUUCACAAUGUGGAAUUUAGGCAAUGCUUUGAAAAUUGUAAAUUGUAAGCAAAUGAUGAUGUACAAGCAAUUUUAGUACACAAAAUUGUAUAUAUUGAAUGGAUCGAAACUUUUUACCGAGUCUAGUAUUAAUCAUGAUUAAAAUUGGUAAGUUUUGCUCUCGGGUAUUCA
Messenger RNA from Arachis stenosperma, 2125 nucleotides. RefSeq lists its product as uncharacterized. Gene Ontology annotation, biological process: regulation of DNA-templated transcription. Bases 282 to 1415 code for a protein of 377 amino acids. Gene Ontology annotation, molecular function: DNA-binding transcription factor activity. The transcript is spliced from 6 exons. The record is from RefSeq and is a predicted model, not a curated record. NCBI's taxonomy places the organism in Eukaryota, Viridiplantae, Streptophyta, Magnoliopsida, Fabales, Fabaceae.